UUUCAUUACCCUAUCACCUAUUGCCCACUUUUCUGGACACAAAUAAUCAACCCAUUCUCUUUUGUAGAUCUCUCUCUCCCAUGAAUCCUCUCUAUCCAUCAUCUUCCUUUGUGGAGAAACAAAAAGAAGAACAAGAAGAAGAAGAUCCAAACCUUAAACUCUAUAUUUUCUCUUCUACCUCUCAAGUAGUAGCUGCUGCUGCUUCUUCAUCUUCAUCUUCACAACUUGCUUUUACCAGUUGCUUCAGUACUAGUAAUGCCACUCAACAUGAUUAUCAAACAAUGAAUCUUCAUCUUCAUCAUCAUCUUCUUCAACAAUCUCACCACCAACUUCAUCGUCAUCAUAAGGGUGAAAAAUCCAUUAUUGGAGGAUCAAGGGAAGAGAAUGAAGUGAUAUUUUCAUCUAACAUGAGGGAGGCUUCUGAAAGAUCAAGAUUAUUAGAGAAGAAAGUAGAGGAUGAUGAUCAUCAGAUGAUGAAGAAAGAAGAUCAUAAUGGGUCAGCAAAAUAUUGGAUGUCUUCAAAGAUGAGAUUGAUGCAAAAGAUGAUGAUAAACACAAACAAUAAGAAAGUUAUUAAUGGUGGUGCAAAUUCAGAUCAUCAAAGAGCUACAAGAAAUUACAACAACAAUAAUAAUGAAGGAGAUGGUGGAAAAUGGGAAACAAUGACGGGAAAAUCCUCAUCAUCAUCUUGUAAUAGAAAUAUUGGAGUACAAAACAAUGGUGUUAGGGUUUGCAGUGAUUGUAACACUACAACCACUCCUCUUUGGCGCAGUGGUCCUCAAGGUCCUAAGUCGCUAUGUAAUGCUUGUGGGAUCAGGCAGAGGAAAGCAAGACGAGCGAUGGCGGAAGCUGCAAAUGGCGGUGGGGGGUCGGUUGUUGAAACGACACCGUCGGGGAAGAAAGAGAUGCACAAGGAGAAGAAAUCCAGGUUGAACUGCGAUGGAGAUAGUAAUGGUGGCAAUGUUGGUGAUGUGAAGAUCAACAAGUGCAAUAAUAAUGAUGAUCAUAAAUCUUAUAAUAAUUUGAAGUCACAAAGUGAAAAAGGGAUGAUGAAUAAUGAGGUUUCAUUUGAUGGUACUCAUAAUUUCACUUUACGUUUGAGCAAAACUAGUGGCCCUUCGGCUUUUGGGAAAGUGUUUCCAAGAGAUGAGGAAGAAGCCGCCAUUCUUUUGAUGGAGCUUUCUUGUGGCCUUCUUCACAGUUGUUGAGGCACAACCUUUUGAAAAUUUUUCCCACUUAAUGUUUCUUUUUUCUCUUUUUUGGUUGAGAAAUAAAUCAAUGAUUGAAUCCUUAAUCCAAUGAUAAUAAAGCAAAUAUCUACAACUU
Molecule: messenger RNA, 1326 nt
Organism: Benincasa hispida (wax gourd)
Lineage: Eukaryota; Viridiplantae; Streptophyta; Magnoliopsida; Cucurbitales; Cucurbitaceae
Biological process (GO): regulation of DNA-templated transcription
Molecular function (GO): zinc ion binding; sequence-specific DNA binding
Source: RefSeq, a predicted model, not a curated record